GUGUGCCACUGAUUGUAAGAGAGAGAGAAAGAGAGAAAGAGAGAGAGGGGUAUUCAGUCCUGUUUUAAUGGGAAUCCAGGAGGCACACAGGAAAGGGGGACGCAGAAACUGAGAAGGACAGAAAGAGAGAAAGAGAGACAGAGAAAAAGAGAGAGAGAGAGAGGGCAAAUAAAAGUGGAGACAGGUUUAUUUUACGCACGGGGGGUGAAGCCGAGGAAGAGGAGGGUGAAGGAGCGCUGGAUUUGUUUUCCUCAGAACGUGUCUCCUCUCACUCCCAUGACUCCGGGAGGAUUCCAGCUGAACGCAGCCGCUCCGGAGGAAUUGAUGGUGUCUGCUGGGGGACGCGGAGCCGAGGGGAGGAAUCUGAGCGCGCUGGGCUGAACCAUGCCGACCCUGUGGAUCCUAACUUUGGCGAUCACCCUGAGCCGAGUGUGGGGCGUUCGCUUCUCCCAGGAGCCGGCGGACCAGUCGGUGGUGCUGGGAGAACGGGUGGUGCUGUCCUGCCUGGUCUUCAACUACAGCGGCAUCGUCCAGUGGACCAAGGACGGCCUGGCGCUGGGCAUCGGAGAGGGACUGAGAGCCUGGCCCCGGUACCGGGUGCUGCGGCAGCUGGACAUCGGCCAGUACAACCUGGAGAUCUCCAAUGCCGGGCUGUCCGAUGACUCCCUGUACGAGUGUCAGGCCACGGAGGCCGCGCUGCGCUCCAGGAGGGCAAAGCUCAACGUGCUCAUCCCCCCCGAGGACCCGGUGGUGGACGGGUCCCCGGAGCUCCUGCUGAUGGCUGGGACUCCGUUCAACCUGACCUGCGUGACCCGCGGGGCCAAGCCUGCAGCGCACAUCCAGUGGACCAAGGAUGGAGUCGCUGUGGAGGGAGCCCACCAGUCCACGGAGGUGCUGCCGGACAGGAAGAGGGUGACCACCAGGAGCUACCUGCCCCUCAUGCCAUCCGACACUGACAGCGGCAGCAACUUCACCUGCGUGGCCAGCAACCCGGCAGUGCCCAUGGGCAAACGAGCCACCGUCGGCCUUAACGUCCACCAUCCACCCACGGUGACGCUGUCCAUCGAGCCUCGCUCCGUCCUGGAGGGGGAGAGAGUCACCUUCACCUGCCAGGCCACGGCCAACCCUCCCAUCAUGGGCUUCAGGUGGGCUAAAGGGGGCGUGCUGCUGGACGGGGCCCGGGAGAGCGUGUUGGUCACCACAGCAGAUCACUCCUUCUUCACCGAGCCCGUGUCCUGUCAGGUGUUCAACGCCGUGGGGAGCACCAACGUCAGCAUCCUGGUGGACGUGCACUUUGGCCCCAUUCUGGUGGUGGAGCCGCGGCCGGUGACAGUGGACGUGGACUCUGACGUGACCCUGAACUGUAAGUGGUCUGGAAACCCUCCUCUCACCCUCACCUGGACCAAGAAGGGCUCCAGCAUGGUGCUGAGCAACAACAACCAGCUGCAUCUGAAGUCCGUGAGCCAGACGGACGCAGGUCAAUACGUCUGCAAGGCCAUCGUGCCCCGGAUCGGAGUGGGAGAGACGGAGGUGACGCUCACCGUCAACGGUCCCCCCAUCAUCUCCAGUGAUCCGGUGCAGUACUCUGUCAGGGGCGAGAGAGGAGAGAUCAAGUGCUACAUCGCCAGCACCCCGCCGCCCGAUAAGAUCGUCUGGGCGUGGAAGGAGAACGUGUGGGAGAAGGAGAAGGGCACCCUGAUGGAGAGGUACACGGUGGAGCAGAGCAAACCUCCGUCUCAGGGCGGCGCUGUCCUCUCCACGCUCACCAUCAACAACGUCAUGGAGUCGGACUUCCACUCGCCGUACAACUGCACCGCCUGGAACGCGUUCGGACCCGGCACCAUGAUCAUCACCCUGGAGGAGAAGGAUAUUGUUCCAGUGGGAAUUAUCGCCGUCAGUACCGUGGGCUCCUCCAUUCUGCUGCUUAUGUUUCUACUGGCACUCGCCUUCUUCCUCUACCGCCAACGCAAAGGCAGUCGCCGGGGUGUCACCCUGGGUAAACCAGACAUCAAGGUGGAGACAGUCAACAAAGAGACCCACAGCCUGGAGGAGGAGGCGGCCAACGUCUCCACAGCAACCCGGAUGGUCAAGGCCAUGUACUCCCCGUUCAAAGACGACAUGGACCUGAAGCAGGAAGUGCGGAGCGAGAGCGACACCCGGGAGGAGUACGAGCUCAAGGAUCCAACCAACGGCUACUACAACGUCCGAGCCACCACCCACGAUGAGGCGCGCCCCCAGUCCCGGGCCAUCCACUACCAGGGAGAGUUCCGACCCCCGAACCCAAACAGCGGGCCAGCCGGGGCCUCGCCCGGCGGACCCUCGGCCACCCCCGGCGGUGCAGUCCCCCCCAGCGGCGUGCCAGGCUCAAGGACAGGCUGCUAUGACCCCCGCCCGCCUUCCAGGAUGUCCCACGCCAGCUACGCCCAGUUCAACACGUUCUCCAGGCCGCAGCCGAGCCAGCAAGCGCCGCCCAACCCGACUCUUCAAUCGCCCGGGGAUUACCCGGGAGACUGCGGCAUGCUGGAGAGCACAACCCAGAUGGCCUACGACAACUACGGAUACCCCUCCCAGUAUCCCAGCUACCGCAUGGGCUUUGCUCCGCCCAUAGAGGAAGGGCCAUCCUAUGAGAUGUAUGGGCCAGGACCCGGCCAAGGACAAGGACCAGGUCCAGGACCCGGACCAGGACAACAAAGUCCUGAAACAGGGCUAGGGAAUUACGGAAGCUCCACCCGCUUCUCAUACUCGUCUCCACCUUCUGACUAUUCCCAGAGACACACACAGCGGAUGCAGACUCAUGUGUGAGAACACACACAUACACACACACACACACACACACACUUUUGACUGGCUUUUUGCAUCAGCAGCACUUAUACCACAUGAAGAAACUUUGAAACAAAAACAAAACAUUCAAGAAUCUGGUGCAUGGAAGUCAAGUUAAUUUUCAAAAACCUAAAACAACACAACAUUUCACAGCAGCAUCGCAUACACAAUAGGUAGCAGCAAUACAACACGUGCAAAGCAACAGUCACACACAAUCGCGCAGCCCUUCUGUUGCAUGCUUCGACACGAGCAACAGACACAAUCAUGAGCAAAGAGAUGAAGAGAGGAGCGAGCACUUUGAGGACCGGACAAAAAGAGGAGCAGCGUAAAAAAAAGAAACUUCUCCUCCUCCUCGUUUCUCCUCUUCGACGUCUCCCUGCAUCACCUCCUCCCCCCCCCCCCC
Messenger RNA from Pleuronectes platessa (European plaice), 3223 nucleotides. RefSeq names its product kirre like nephrin family adhesion molecule 1b (gene kirrel1b). Bases 385 to 2802 code for a protein of 805 amino acids. Gene Ontology annotation, cellular component: cell-cell junction. Gene Ontology annotation, molecular function: cell adhesion molecule binding. NCBI's taxonomy places the organism in Eukaryota, Metazoa, Chordata, Actinopteri, Pleuronectiformes, Pleuronectidae. Gene Ontology annotation, biological process: cell-cell adhesion. The transcript has 16 exons. The record is from RefSeq and is a predicted model, not a curated record.